Molecule: messenger RNA, 791 nt
Organism: Pistacia vera
Lineage: Eukaryota; Viridiplantae; Streptophyta; Magnoliopsida; Sapindales; Anacardiaceae
Product: multiprotein-bridging factor 1b
Exons: 4
Coding region: 95-523 (142 amino acids)
Cellular component (GO): nucleus
Molecular function (GO): DNA binding
Source: RefSeq, a predicted model, not a curated record
CAAAGGGCAUUUUCUUAUCAGAUUGCAUUUCAUUUCAUUUCAUUUCAUCAGAAUCAAUCUAUCAAUCAACAGGAGCUUGAGAUAUUUUGCGAAAAUGGCCGGAGUUGGACCUAUCUCACAGGACUGGGAACCCGUCGUCAUUAGGAAGAAAGCCCCCAACGCCGCCGCCAAGAAAGAUGAGAAAGUCGUCAACGCCGCCCGUCGCUCUGGCGCCGAUAUUGAAACCAUAAAAAAAUCAAAUGCUGGCACAAACAAGGCUGCCUCCAGCAGCACUUCUUUGAACACAAGGAAACUUGAUGAAGAUACAGAGAAUCUUGCUCACGAACGUGUUCCAACUGAACUCAAGAAAGCAAUUAUGCAGGCACGAACAGAAAAGAAACUUACCCAGUCUCAACUUGCUCAGCUGAUCAAUGAAAAGCCCCAAAUUAUACAGGAGUAUGAGUCUGGUAAAGCCAUUCCUAAUCAUCAGAUACUUACCAAGCUGGAGAGGGCCCUUGGUGCAAAACUGCGAGGAAAGAAGUGAAGUGAAACUUGUAGGAAACUACUUCCAGUACUUUUAAUGUUGUCGUUUGUUGUGUGAGUCUUUAAAAUUGGUGGUAUAUAUGAACUUGUUCUACCGUUGUCAUGGUUCGCUUAUUAGAAGUGUCUUUUAGAGUUUGACUCUUUGUUAUCACUAUAAAUCUUUGAGGUCGGUCUUUGACUUUCGCUUAACUGUAUUUCAUGUGCUUAUUGCAUCAUAAGCUGAAAGUGCCAUUGUCAAUUUCUACGCUAUAGCAAUUUAUUUGUGUUGA